This is a messenger RNA of Nerophis ophidion (straightnose pipefish), 3319 nucleotides long. Its product is annotated as tyrosine-protein kinase CSK-like. The record is from RefSeq and is a predicted model, not a curated record. Gene Ontology annotation, molecular function: ATP binding; protein tyrosine kinase activity. NCBI's taxonomy places the organism in Eukaryota, Metazoa, Chordata, Actinopteri, Syngnathiformes, Syngnathidae. Gene Ontology annotation, biological process: protein phosphorylation; adherens junction organization; regulation of Fc receptor mediated stimulatory signaling pathway. The transcript is spliced from 14 exons. Bases 478 to 1782 code for a protein of 434 amino acids.
CGAGACACCUUGUUGAACUCAACUAGUCUUUCACGUGUCUCCUACAGACUUUAGCUUGCUGGCAUUCACCGCCUUCCCGAGUCUUUUUUACUUUCCAUUUUCUUUUUUUGUUUUUGUUUAUUUUACCAAUACAAGUCAAACUAACGACUGGUUGGUGGAGUUUCACUUGGACUGUGAACGUUGGGCACACCUGAGACACUUUCCUGUCACGACCUGGGAUUCUGGGCUUCGACUGACGUUUUUUUUUUCUUUUUUGUUCGAGGAUUGGGAUUUGUCUUGUGUCGCCCGGAUGAAGAUGUAUUGUGGGCAGUAAACACCUUGACCUGCAUUCAGGCUCUGUACUUGAAUUAAAAUAAUGUUCACAGGGGGUACAUCACUGAAACAAGGUUGAGAACCACUGAUCUAAACCAAGGUGUGUGCCCUGCUUCCAAUGACUAGAAUAGAGGUAGGAGACCUGUGAGGGCAAACCGUGGCAGCAUGGCGAAGACUCCUGGGUUCCAAGGCACGGCGUCUCUGUCCAGAUUGGACUUAAAAGAAACGUUGGAGCGCCACAAUGCGUCGGCUAACGCAGCCACGCAGGUUCCAAGAAGGGCAGCUGCAGACUGCUCUGUACCAAGAAGCCACAAAGAGACAAUUCCCCAAAGGCUUAAUCUCAUGCCCUGGUUUCAUGGCAAAAUAGCACGAGAUGAAGUGGAGAGAUUGCUCUCCCCUCCAAGCAAUGGCAGAUACCUGGUGCGGGAGAGUGGCAACUAUCCCGGGAACUACACGCUGUGUUUGAGCAAUGACAACACAGUGGAGUACUACCGUAUCAUUUACUCCGAUGGCAAGUUUUUCAUAGACGACUCUCAGCGCUUUGACACUCUCAUCCAACUGGUAGAGCACUACGAACAAGAUGCUGAUGGUCUCUGCAGCAAACUAAUUGAGCCACAGUUGAAGAAGGAGAUUGUAGAUGUCCAAACAGAAAUGUUGAGAGGUGGCUGGGUGCUGAACAGAAAAAACCUCAAAUUAGAGAAUGUCAUUGGAAGAGGAGAGUUUGGAGAAGUUAAGGUGGCUGACUACAAGGGGACUAAAGUAGCUGUGAAAUGCAUUAGAAAUGAUGCGACUGCCCAGGCCUUUAUUACAGAGGCCUCUGUCAUGAUGAAACUACAUCACAAUAACUUGGUGAAGCUGCAUGGCGUGAUCGCUGAGGAGGACGGCACUUUAUUCAUCAUCACUGAAUACAUGACUAAGGGUACCUUGGUGGACUACCUACGUUCCAGAGGAAGGGCUGUACUCGGUGAAGUUGCUCUUCUUCGAUUUUCAUUACAUGUGUGCGAUGCCAUGAUGUAUUUGGAGGCCAAUAACUUUGUCCACCGCGACCUGGCAGCUCGUAAUGUUCUUUUGACAGAGGACCACGUGGCUAAAGUCAGCGACUUUGGUUUGACCAAGAAGGUGUCUUCAGUUGAAGGCAUUAACAAGAUGCCCGUGAAGUGGACUUCACCCGAGGCCCUCAGAGAACAAAAAUUCUCCACCAAAUCGGAUGUUUGGAGUUACGGUGUUUUGCUUUGGGAGAUUUUCUCAUUUGGUCGAAUUCCUUAUCCAAAAGUUCAAUUAAAAGACGUGGGGCCUUUAUUGGAGAGCGGAUUCCGGAUGCCUCCUCCAGACAGAUGUCCUGCAGAUCUCUACAACAUCAUGAAGCAGUGCUGGCAACUGGAUCCUGCUCGUCGCCCAAAUUUUAAGCAGUUGAUGGUGCAGCUGCAAGAUAUCCGCAAGGGCUUCCGGAAAAACCACACGCUGGUGUGACAAAGCCAUCUGUAUCGUGUCGCCUACUGUUGUUUGGACUGUAAUGAGGGAAGAAAAAAAAUACAUCCAUUGACCUUCAUUUGACGAUGUUCACAACGUAUUACAGCAUUGAUAACAUUUUCCUUUAUUGUUUUUACACCAAUGACAAUUUUAUUGGCUGUUUUGGGAAGUGUCAUGUGUUAAGUACGUCUUCCUGCGUUCUCUGAACGUUAAUGAGCCUUUUUGUGGACGAUUAUGACAAUAUUUGGCAACACUGACGGGAAAUAUCUCCCAAACCACAAUUGACUGACAUUCAUCCUAUAAACACGUGAUAUGCAGCCUAUUUAAAAACAUGUAUUGAUAUUUUCUGAAUGUUUUCCAACCCGAUUUGAUUGCUACUGAAUAUCAAAAUGUGGAAUAGAAACAAGAGCCAAUAUGAUCUUAUUCUGCACAAUUGUUUUUUAUUUUUUUCUCCAUGAAUGUAUUGUUUUCAUCUUGUGCGGAAAUACUCUCCUCCCCCCCAAAAAACAGUAUCAAUCAAUCAAUCAAUGUUUACUUAUAUAGCCCUAAAUCACUAGUGUCUCAAAGGGCUGCACAAACCACUACGACAUCCUCGGUAGGCCCUUGUGGAAAUUUUUUGGGGCAUAGUUCCCCCUAACAUUUUGUGUCAAAUUGUCGAGGAAAACCAGUUUUGACUUUGAGAACAAAUGUGUUAACCAAUUGUUGAACAGUUUAAGAACAACAUUUCUCAACGAAACAAUUCUCAAGGAAUUAAAGGGUUUUACCAUCUACGGUCCAUAUCAUCAAAAGUUUCAGAGAACCUGGAAAAAUCCCUACAUGUAAGCGGCAAGGCUUAAAAAAACAACAUUGAAUGCCCGUGACCUUCGAUCUCAGGUGGUACUGCAUCAAAAGGCGACAUCAGUGUCUAAAGGAUAUCACCACAUGGGCUCAGGAGUACGUCAGAAAACCACUGUCAGUACAGUUGGUCGCUACAUCUGUAAGUUUAAGUUAAAACUCUACUAUGCAAAGCGAAAACGAUUGAUCAACAACACCCAGAAAUGCAGCUGGCUUCACUGGGCCUGAGCUGAAAUUGUCGAGAACGCCAAUUUUCAUUUCAAAAGAGAAAUGGUACUUUUUCUGCAAUGAAAAUUUCAUAAAAUUUGGAGAAUACCGUUAACAAUCCAUAUUUACAAAUCCAGAGUGAUUACAUGUAUAUUAAUUAUUAACCAUUUCUAAAAUAUAUUUUUUUAAAUGUACAACUCACCAAUGAUGGCAAAGGAGAACAGAAUGAAAACUUCCCACUUUCUAAAAAACUAUUUAAAUCAAAUACACAUUUAAAAGUCCUGUAUAGUAUGGUGCUUUCUUUUGUUUUUCAUGUUAUUUUCUUGCUCUCUUUGAUUUAAUAUAUUGACUAUUGUUUUGUAUUUGAUGUAGAUAUUUUGGAACAUUUUACAUAUUUUUUUUACGUGCAUAUUUUUGUCGUUUUAAAAGAUGGCUUUUGUUUUGUAUGUAUAGUUUUGUAUGGAAUUGUUGGAAUAAAAUUCUGGGAAAAAAGGGC